CCCUGCCAAUGAAGCACUCAAAGCACAGAAAAAUACGGUUGCUUGUGAUUGCUAUAACRACAACGCUGAUCAUGAUGGCGUGGGCAAAUAUUCUACGCUCGGUGCCCUCCUCUUCGGCCUUCUCGAUGGCCAGGCUGGCUGGUACACGAACAUUUKCGAGUUUUACCUCGAAGAUGCAGCUGGGAUUGGCAUACUCCGAUGCUACGAAACAGCGCAUCAAGGGAUUGGACGCCGCGAAGGAAUUUUCGAAGUUAGCCAUCAAACUGAAGAAAGAACCCGACGAUCUGAAGCUUGUGUUGGCCCAGCGCGUCGCUACCGCCGCUGUCAUGACGGAGAAGGAAGAAUACAUCGACUGGUUGCUCUCCGGUACGAGUACCGCCGGCAACGCAAAGUUUCGCCCGAAGAAAGAAAAGAAGGCGGCAAAACAWCAGAAAGCACCGGUCCCAAAAGCGUCAAUCGAGCGCGGUGCCAAGCCCAAGAAAUCUAAGGGUAGCACGCAAGCACCGCCAUCACCGGAUGCAAGCGAAAUCCAAACCUUUCACACCGAUGUUCGAUUCGACGACGACACCAAAAUCGACAUGCACUGGAACUCGAGAAAGGCCGUGKCCACAAUGGGGCUGACYCACAUGACCGAAAUCCAAUCCAAAACGUUCGUGGCAGCCGCCGCCGGGCACGAUGUUCUGGGGAGAGCCAGGACCGGGACAGGAAAAACCGUGGCGUUUUUGCUGCCGGCCAUCGAGCGAUUGGUUCGUGACGGCUCCAUUGACGAUCCCAAUCGGAUAGGAAUGCUUGUAGUGUCUCCUACCAGGGAAUUGGCAACGCAGAUCGGGGAACAAGCAAAACAGCUGUUGAGAUACCACCAGGGGUCGUCUGUACAAGUAAUGUUUGGUGGAACCAACAUCAAGAGCGACUUGAAACAGCUAGAGAGAGGGUUCCCGACCGUCUUGGUAGCGACGCCUGGUCGCCUCUUGGACCAUUUGCAAACAACAAAACUCAAAMAGAACGGUUCCCUCUUAUCUUUUGGCAAGCAUGUCAUGCCAGAGACAAACCUGGUGGUUCUAGACGAAACAGAUCGCCUCCUGGACAUGGGAUUCCGGCGUGAUAUCGAGAGGAUUCUGGGGUACCUGCCUUCGUCGGAAACGAGGCAAACCCUGCUGUUCUCUGCGACGAUGCCGCCGGAACUGAAAGCAAUCAUGAAGGAAAACAUGAAACCGAACUACGUCGAGGUAGAUUGCGUCCAGGAUGGGGAUGCGGCGACUCAUACGAACGAUCGAGUGGCACAGACCCACGUAAUCCUCCCCUCGAAAGAAGUCGACAUCAUCAGCUCGGUCGUCGAGACCGUUCGUUUUGCCGUCGAAAGCCAUGUCAACAAGGAUGACGACUCGUCYCGGUUCACCAUCCCACCAAAGAUCGUCGUCUUCUUUCCAACGGCGAGACUUGUUCAGUUCUACGCACAAAUGUUUGAAGAAAUCAACAAGGGUGUCCUCCUCACUGAACACACCGGUGACGACAAAUCCAUCAAGAUACCUUCGUGGGAGCUCCACUCGAAGAAAUCACAGGGAUACCGAAACCGCGUAAGCGAUGAAUUCCGGAAAGCCACGACGGGUGUGUUGUUUACCAGUGAUGUUUCUGCUAGAGGCGUCGACUAUCCGAACGUUUCGCACGUGAUCCAGUUCGGCAUGCCGGAAAGUCGCGAGCAAUACAUCCACCGAUUGGGGCGAACGGGGCGCGGUGGAUCCAARGGAAAGGGCUGGCUUGUCCUGCAGGACUGGGAAGCCGCUUUUCUCAAAGAACUGAAGGGGGUAGAUAUUCCGCAGAACGACGACCUGGUCUCGAGGUUCCUGGAAACGGACAUGCCGGAAGAUUCGAAAUCCAUGGUGMAGGAGGUACAGCGCCGCGUACGGGGUGGGGAUGGGGUGCUGUCCAAGAGUGGGAGCGCUGCCUAUGCCGCCUUUCUGGGAUACUAUAAGAGUCAAAUGAAACGAAUGGGCAUGCGGAGGGCAGAAAUUCUCGUGGAAAUCGCGAACGACUUUGCCGCAUCCUCGGGCUUCAARGAUCCACCUCAGCUCCAGAAAUCGACUGUUGGAAAGAUGGGUCUGAAAGGGGUUGAAGGCCUGAACAUUGGGAAUGGUAACUCUUCCGCGAAGGGUGGUAGCGGAAGACGAGGGGAAUCCCGUGGCGGCCGKGGYGGAGGUCGUGGAGGUGGCCGUGGCCGUGGCGGGAGCCGUGGAGGUGGCGGUAGGGGUCGGCAGCGAUAGGGUUCGAUCAACUCCAACCAAUSCAAUACCCAAGUGCAWUUUUGAUGAAGAAUUGCAACGUGUAUUAUUCAGAGUCCCUACGUCACAAUGCAAAAUGACAUUAAAAUAAAAUGAUACUU
This is a messenger RNA of Pseudo-nitzschia multistriata, 2377 nucleotides long. The record is from the annotation of a GenBank genome assembly. NCBI's taxonomy places the organism in Eukaryota, Bacillariophyta, Bacillariophyceae, Bacillariales, Bacillariaceae.